AUGGAUUUCAACUUUGGGCAGGACCCUCCUUCGGGCUCCGGUUCUCGUUCUAACUGGCUUGGUUCUGGUCAUCGCGUCGAAAUGUCAAAUUCAUCCCCCAAUGCGCCCAACACGAUGCUAGAAGAUGAUAUUUCUUUCGCCGAGUCAUAUCGUCCCGAGGCCUCUCCUUUAUUCAAUUCGGUUUAUAUGCCUCGCGAUACCACUACUGAAGCUACGCCUUCCCAUGGAAUGAGCCCUGGACCUGCACCUACUUGGCCUUGGCAGCGCGAUGCCGACAACACAUUGAAUAGCGAUAACUUCGACUCAACCGAUGUUUCUGCUUUACCGGAGCAGCCCACGGGCUUUUCUUCAUCUCCAGAAAAGCCUGCGGCACAGGAACCCGAGGAAUCUGCUGAUGCACAGAAUGUUAUUUCCCCCGUACGCGCCGCGUCUUCGUCGUUCGAACGUUCAACUGUCGGCAUUCAGGGAGGCUCUAUCGUCCAACAGGAUGACGAAGAGGAGGAGAUUCUGCGAGUCGAGAGCGACAUUAGCCCGCCUGUCGAAGAGUCCCGAGUCGAGAUUUAUGAGCACAACGAGACAACCAUCAUUCAAUCAUCAGAGAAGCAACCCGAUGAAAUCCCCACACAACAAGAACGUGACAGCGGAGUUACACCAGGCGAGGCCGAACGCGUCGAAGAGACACCCACCGAAACACCAGCUGAGCCGCUGAGUGACGCCGAUAACACUGCUGAAGACCAAGAAACUCCUGCAAAGGAAGCAUCGGGGUCACCGGAGGUCAAUCCAGCCCCAGCAGCAGGUCCUGGUAAGCUCAGGUCCGCAUUGCUUUCCGUAGGAAGGGGAAUAAUGAAGCGCAUGUCUGCACCCCCACCUGUCCUGGCUGCGACUUCCCCACAAGAUGAUUCACAAGCCAGAGCUAGGUCCACAGAGCCUGAGCAACAGCCCGGAACGGGAGCUUCGACACCCUCCCUUGUUGUUGAGCUUAAGAAGAUGUCAGAGUCUGAAAAGGAGGCUUUUGUUGAAAUGUCCGAGGACGAGGAAGAAACUGCACCUGCUGAGGAUCCUGCUCCCAAAUCCGCCGCCAAGCGAGGUCGGCCUAGCAAACAGAGUCUUCUCGGUAAGGCUACAGAGUUUGCUAAGAAGCCGGUUCGUGCGCGUCGCAGCAUUGCUUCUGCACCUGCAUCGCCCGCAGUCAAAAAGGCUCCUACAUCAGCCGCAAAACGCGGUCGUAAGUCCAUGCCAGCGAGUGUCGCUGUUGAUGAAACCCCCAAGAAGCGAGGACGACCACGAAAGAGUGAUGUUGUAGCUACUCCAGCUCAACCACCAAGCACAGCAAAGAGAGGCCGACCAAGAAAGUCUCUCGCCACCCCAAUCGUCGUUCCCAGCGCAUCAAAGCCUUUGUCCGCGAGAGGUCGCCGAGUUGCCAGUGCCAGCAAGGCCGUUGCCACGCCUAGAAGGUCGACCUCCGUGCGUACUCCCAAAACAGCCAUUGGACUGAAGGCAGCUACAACUCCCACGUCGACUCCUAGGCCGCGUGGAAGGCCACCCAAGAACCCCAAACCUGCAGAAGAAGCUGAGCCAGAAGAAGCUGAGCCAGAAGUUGAGGAGCCCAAGCGCGCUGGGCGUGCGAGCCGAACUUCAAAUGCGACUGAGGAUGUUGCUUCUGCCAAGGCCACUCGUGCUGUAAAGCCUCGUGUUGUUCCCUCCCCUGCCAAGCGGGGACGAGCAACAAGGAAUGCUGUAUCUGCUUCUUCUCCCAAGACUGAAACCCCAGUAGCUACAAAACGAGGACGCCGAGCUGCCGCGGAGCCCAAGGAGGAAGCUCCCGUUGAGACACCUAAGCGACGUGGCCGCCCUGCCACCAAGGUCGAGGCACCAGCAGUUGAAGAACCAGCAUCCGAGCCCAAGACCCGAAAGCGUGGCCGUGCGGCAGCCACUGAAGAUACUCCAGCUGAGGAACCAGCACCUAAGAGACGAGGCCGAGCAGCCAAGUCUGCUCCCGAGGAGGAACCCGCACCAGCUCCCAAACGACGUGGUCGUGCUGCUGCUUCGAAGGCCUCCGAAGAGGUUGCAGCUGAGCCUGCGACAACGAAGAAGCGCGGAGUAGCUAAGACUGCCUCGAAGAUGGCCGAAAAUGCUGCUUCCGGGCCUGAGCUGGCUCCCAAGAAGCGAGGUCGCGCAGCUGCUGCAGCAAAGGCUGCCGAAGAUGCACCGGCCGAGACUACCACCAAGCGUGGCCGUGCAAAGCGAUCUGCUCCCGAACCAGAGCCCGAGGUUGAGUCGCCCGAGCCUGCUACCAAGAAGCGACGCACAACACGUAAAGCUGAAGAGCCUGCCCCUGCUAAGGCAACCAAGGCCGCUUCGGGUAAGAAGCCCGGACGACCGGCGAAGGCUACCAAGGAGGCCGUCGAGGAAACCGCUCCCAAGCGUGGCAAGUCUACACGUACCAAGGCUGCCGAGCCCGCUCCUGUUGAGGAAGCACCCAAGCCCGCCAAGCGUGGUCGAGGUGCUGCAAAGAAGACAGCAGAGCCAGUCGCGGAAGCUGAGGCUGAAAAGCCCAAGGCUCGUGGACGACCCGCAAAGGCAAAGUCUGGAAAGGGCGAGCUUCCAAGCUCCAAGAAUGAGAAUGCCCCCGCGACGAAGCGUGGCCGAGGUGCCGCUGCCACCAAGGCUAAGGCUGCUGCCCCUACCAAAGUAACGAAGACCACUGUUACCAAAGUGACCAAGGCUGCUGCUCCAGCCAAGACAGGCAGGGCGGCACAGACUGGUGUUCGAAGGGGACUGCGAUCAAGGGGUUAA
This is a messenger RNA of Fusarium coffeatum, 2796 nucleotides long. RefSeq lists its product as uncharacterized. Bases 1 to 2796 code for a protein of 931 amino acids. The transcript has a single exon. The record is from RefSeq and is a predicted model, not a curated record. Lineage: Eukaryota; Fungi; Ascomycota; Sordariomycetes; Hypocreales; Nectriaceae. Gene Ontology annotation, molecular function: DNA binding.